UGUGCUGCGGAGGUGAAGACGAAAUUGUAAAGUGACUUUUUGGGGUUGGCACUCUGGCCAUCGUUGCGGUCAAUGGGGGCUGUGGGUGUGUGUGUCCGCCUGGACGUGUGUGGGGCUUAAGGUGUAACGACCCGGGCCUUUCUGGCCUCCUUCAAUGCCACAAUACACUCGCAGGCACACAGACACUGCGAAGGAAUUACAUUUCCGGCUUGGACGGUUUGCGGAAGUUUCGCGUCAAAUUAAAUGCUCAGGGCUAAAAUUAUGACAGCUCCCGAAUGGGCGGGAACUCUAGUCGUAUAAAUACACCCCGUCUGGAAUUGAUUGCCAUCAAAUCGUCAACAAAUUGACCAGCGAACAUGUGGAAAGGAUUGUGCUUUGGACUACUCUGCCUGGCUGUGGUCCAGGCGGCCGUCAUCCGUCCCGAAACUACAGAGGCAACCGCAACGACCACUCCCAUUCCCGAGGACGACGAGUCAACCACCACUGUGGCCAGCAAUACUUCUGCUUUGAGUCGCGAUGAGGAGGCCAGCAUAUUGAUUGAUCCCGCGCCAGGAACAUUGCAGGAGGAUGAGGCUCCGGUUCAGGAAAAGUCCGGAAAACUCCUGCUUCUAAGCACGCCACCCAAAAGGCCCGUCGAAAUUGAAAGGCAGCUGGAGGAGGACGAGGAAGAUGAGCAGGAUAGUCCCGCUGAAUCGGAGCCAACCACAACCGUGCCACCGACCGCUGCGGAGGAGGAGAUAAAGCAGGAGGAACCGGAGGAGGAGGAGGCAACUGUAACCACAGAGAGUAGCGCCACUCCGGCCACAACCAAACUGUUUGCCGUCGAUGCCCGGCCAGCCAAAGAGGACUCGCCCCCGCCCAAUGUGGCCGUAUCCCUAUCGCAGGACAAUGUCACUGUUUCGAUUUCGGAGCAGCCGCAGGUGCCCGGCGACAAUAAUGCUGCCGUAGAAUUGGCCAUCGUGGAGCCGGAGGCGGAGUACGUGCUGGUGGAUAGCAGCCACGAUGGCUUCGACAUUGAUUUGGACCCCGACUUGCAGCUGGGCAGCUUCACGCACAUCGACAGCGAUGUCCACUUGCAGCCGGCGGUGCACUCAGUGGAAAUCGUGCCCACCAGCUUCGAUGAUCCUUUGAUUGUCAAUUACGUGCACAAUUUGCGAUGACUUGUCCAAAAGGACGAAGCAGGGGAAGGCGUGGUUAUGGUAGUGUCCCGGCUGAACAAUUAUUCCCCAUCCUUUGCUUCCCAGGACUCUGUUAAAGUUGCUUUUGAUCUGUGUUUAUUUUGUAUACCUUUUAUUUCUUUUUAGUUUUGAUUAUUAUAUAGUUUUAAUGGAAAAUUAAAAGUAUAUUAAUAAAAUCUUUGAAAUCAAAAUAAUUAUAUUUUAUUUU
Messenger RNA from Drosophila ananassae, 1386 nucleotides. Its product is annotated as fibrous sheath CABYR-binding protein. Lineage: Eukaryota; Metazoa; Arthropoda; Insecta; Diptera; Drosophilidae. Bases 357 to 1160 code for a protein of 267 amino acids. The record is from RefSeq and is a predicted model, not a curated record. The transcript has a single exon.